AUGUCAUACUACUCACCGGAAGUAGACAUGGUUCUACUCGCACCAGAAGAGAACAUGGGCGCCAUGUCACCAUUCAGCACAUGUCAAUCACCUCCGAGCAUUAUGUACUCAUCACCACCACUCCACCAAAUGAUACACCCCGUACCCACGACCCUACCCAGCAACGGACCCAUCUUCACACAACCACACUACAGGCCAGUCAUGAACUCUCCGUACCCACAACACAGCCCGUGGUCGUCUCAGGCGAUGCAGAUGCCGUCAGUAUCGUCAUACUCGUACCCUCCAUUCACAAGCAUGACAGCUGGUCCUGUACUAGCACCAGACACAAAUCUCCUGCCACAAUCUUUCGCUGGACCACGAACCUCAAGAUCGCACUCGGCUUCGUCCUCUGGUGGACUAGGAUUUCCAUCAAGCGCGCCAUCAGAAAGAACACCACCCCGCUCACUGUCGCCGAGCUUACCAGACCUUCGAGCCUACGGCUUCCCUAACAAGAACGGAACCUGGUCGUGUGCUUAUCCAGGUUGCACAUCAAGAGCAGUAUUCACUCGGGGUUGCGACCUUCGCAAACAUCACAAGAGGCACAGCAAGAACUUCUUCUGUAGGCAUGCAGAGUGCCCUCAAGCUACUGGCGGAGGUUUCUCAAGCAAGAAAGACCUGGCACGACACGAGGCGAAGCACAACCCCGGUGUCUUGUGCGACUGGAAUGGAUGCGACAGGGUCUUCAGUCGCGUCGAUAAUAUGAGAGACCACGUUAAGAGAAUACAUCACAAAGCUUCUCGAAAAUCAUCGGCAGCAUCGUAG
Molecule: messenger RNA, 801 nt
Organism: Macroventuria anomochaeta
Lineage: Eukaryota; Fungi; Ascomycota; Dothideomycetes; Pleosporales; Didymellaceae
Exons: 2
Coding region: 1-801 (266 amino acids)
Biological process (GO): regulation of transcription by RNA polymerase II
Cellular component (GO): nucleus
Source: RefSeq, a predicted model, not a curated record